GAGACUAGACUCUAUAAGAUGGAGCCUGCUUGCUAGCAGGCCGAGCAUGCCGGAAUGGUUGACUCUCUAGAUGCUCUAGCGCCUUGCGGGUUCAUGUCUCCCUAUGUAUCUUCUGACUGCUAGGCUGCUAGCAUGGAUCCAUCCAUCAACCUAGCGGACCUACCGCACGAUGAGAGGGCAAACGUGUUGAUCGGUGCCGUAUGUUUGGUAUCCAGUCUGGCCACCCUCGCGGUGGGGCUUCGGCUCUACACCCGGUCUCGUAUGCUCAAACAGCUCGGAGUUGAUGACUAUCUGAUCACGAUAGCGCUGAUGUUUACUGUGGCAACGGGAAUUUCACAAUGCUUGAACACGCGCAACGGGCUGGGGAAACAUAUGUGGGAUUUUGACACCGUUGAGCAGCUCAAGCGUUACUUGAAGGGGUUCUACGUUUCCAUUACUCUCUACACUACCGGGCUCAUGUUCAUCAAGCUGGCAUUCUUGGCCCACUACUACCGAGUCCUUGCUGUAAAAAAGAUGCGGAUAGCCAUCACCGCAGCCAUGAUCAUCAUUGGGUCUUGGUCACUCUCUCAAGUACUCGUUAGUAUCUUUACCUGCGACCCCAUCCGCGGGUUCUGGGAGAAGUCGACAGAGCCAACCUGCAUCCCAAACUUGCCCCAGUGGUAUAUCAAUGCGGCAGGGAAUAUCGCGACGGAUAUUGCGGUCUUCGUAUUGCCGCUUCCUGUUAUCGGGCAUCUGAAACUACCUAAGGCCCAGCGACUUGUCCUCAUUGGAAUUUUCAGCCUCGGCUUCUUCACUUGCGCUAUCUCCGUUAUUCGCAUCCGGUAUUUGGAUCAGGGCGGAGACUUUUCGUAUGAAAAUGUCGAGGGAUCUUGCUGGUCUAUUACCGAGUUGUGUUCGGGAGUCAUCUGUGCUUGUCUACCCACACUACGCCCCCUGGUUUCUAGAUGGGUUCCUGCUCUUUCGAACCGCCUUCACAAAUCGGCGAGGGGCUAUAGAAGACACUCCGACUCAAAUGCAGGCGAUCUUGAGCGGGGAAGUACACACAUUCGUGGCAACUCGGACGCGAGCAACAUGUUAGACUGGAAGAAACGGGAGGACUUCUCAUGUCUUGGCAUUGAGGGGCGUCGUAGCGACGGCGACGACAGGUCGGACCAUGCUUCGGAACUAAAAGUGUUCCGAGAAGGCUUACUGGCACACAGACCGAUGUCAACUCCCUCACCGGCUCGCGUUCAUAUCGCCGCCCAUUCUACUCACAAGCCCCUGGCUUAUCAUAAUUGGAUGAAAUCGUCCGUAACGACCGAGAUCGGUGCGGCCCCUCUAGAUCCUAACAAGAAUCUGUCGACAACUGCCAUUCAGGUCCAACGCGAUGUUGUCAUGCAUAAGAUCUAGUUGCUGCAGUUUGGGUAGGGAGGAUAUGAAAUAAAGUCAUCAAUCACUUUUCGCGCGUUAAGGGAAGGCCCACCAUGAUUUGAAUCCAACGAAGCCGACAAGUGGUAAUCCCCUAAAUUAAUUGUUCAAUGGUAUUACUUAGAUUGAAUGGAGGUGUUGGAAGUUAGGCGACGGGAGUCGGGGAAAAAAGUAAACGCUCAAAUUUUCAUACUUGCAACAAGAUAGUCAUACAUUUAGCAGGGCAUUGCCCACUUCCAUCCAGCCUAUUAAUUCUCUGUUAACC
Durotheca rogersii is the source of this 1672-nucleotide messenger RNA. RefSeq lists its product as uncharacterized. The record is from RefSeq and is a predicted model, not a curated record. NCBI's taxonomy places the organism in Eukaryota, Fungi, Ascomycota, Sordariomycetes, Xylariales, Xylariaceae. The transcript is spliced from 5 exons. The coding region runs from base 133 to 1389 and encodes 418 amino acids.